Messenger RNA from Linum tenue, 2283 nucleotides. Lineage: Eukaryota; Viridiplantae; Streptophyta; Magnoliopsida; Malpighiales; Linaceae. The record is from the annotation of a GenBank genome assembly.
AAUAGCACCGUCGAGGCUUCCUUCACUUUCGUCAGUACCUUUCCUUCUUCGAUCGAACCUUCCGCCGAUUACCGGCAGCAAUCCGAAUCCCCGUCCGUCCAUGGCGAAUCAUCGAGCCUCCCGUCCGGUGUCGGGAGGAUUCGCCGCUGGCGCCUUCAGAUUGCUCGCUUCCGCCAUUACUGUGGCUGUCUUCAUCUUCGUCGCUUCCUCCUUCCUCUCCACUUCUCACACACACUCGGCCACUUCCUCCAUCCCUCACCACUUCGGUCUGAACGGUGUUCCGCACGAUCUUGGAUCUGGGAGGAGAUCUGUUUUGGCAUUGAAGACGGAUCCGCUGAAGCCACGAUUGGACCAGAUCCGGAAGCAAGCGGAUGAUCACCGCUCUCUGGCUCUGGCUUAUGCCUCCUAUGCAAGGAAGCUUAAGCUUGAGAAUUCCAAGCUUCUCAGGAUCUUCGCGGACCUGUCGCGGAACUACACUGAUCUUAUCAACAAGCCUGCCUACAGGGCUCUGUUUGAGUCAGAUUCCGCAUCAUCGAUUAUGGAGGAAUCCACGCUGCGGCAGUUUGAGAAGGAAGUUAAGGAGCGGAUCAAGGUUACCCGCCAAGUGAUCUCUGAGGCAAAAGAGAGUUUCGAUAAUCAGCUCAAGAUUCAGAAGCUGAAAGACAUCAUUUUUAGCCUCAACGAGCUCCUCACCAAGGCUAAGAAGCAAGGGGCCUUUUCGAGCCUCAUUGCUGCAAAAUCCAUUCCCAAAAGCUUGCACUGUCUUGCAAUGCGGCUGAUGGAGGAGAGGAUCGCUCAUCCUGAGAAAUAUUCUGAUGAUGGGAAGCCGCAGGCUCCCGAGUUGGAGGAUCCCACACUUUACCACUACGCCAUAUUUUCGGAUAACGUGAUUGCUGCAUCAGUUGUGGUGAAUUCAGCUGUCAAGAAUGCCAAGGAGCCUUGGAAGCACGUUUUUCAUGUGGUGACGGAUAAAAUGAACCUUGGUGCAAUGCAGGUUAUGUUCAAGUUGAAGGAUUAUAAUGGGGCCCACAUUGAAGUGAAAGCUGUUGAGGACUAUAAGUUCCUGAAUUCUUCUUAUGUCCCCGUGCUCAAGCAAUUGGAGUCUGCAAAUCUGCAGAAGUUCUACUUCGAGAACAAGCUUGAGAACGCAACUAAGGACACCACAAACAUGAAGUUCAGGAACCCCAAGUACUUGUCCAUCUUGAAUCAUCUGAGGUUUUAUUUGCCCGAGAUGUACCCGAAGCUGCAUCGGAUAUUGUUCUUAGAUGACGACAUCGUGGUACAGAAGGAUCUGACAGGGUUGUGGGAGAUCGAUAUGGAUGGGAAGGUGAUUGGGGCUGUGGAGACUUGUUUCGGGUCAUUCCAUAGAUAUGCCCAGUACAUGAACUUCUCACAUCCUUUGAUUAAAGCUAAGUUUAAUCCAAAGGCAUGUGCCUGGGCUUAUGGAAUGAACUUCUUUGAUUUGGAUGCUUGGAGGAGGGAGAAAUGCACAGAGGAAUAUCAUUACUGGCAGACUCUGAACGAGAACCGGACGUUGUGGAAGCUGGGGACACUGCCUCCAGGGUUGAUCACAUACUACUCAACGACGAAGCCACUGGACAAGUCGUGGCAUGUGCUGGGGCUUGGCUACAACCCAAGCAUUAGCAUGGACGAGAUCCGAAAUGCUGCAGUGGUUCACUUCAAUGGGAACAUGAAGCCCUGGCUUGAUAUAGCCAUGACCCAGUUCAAACCGCUCUGGACAAAGUUCGUUGACUACGAGUUGGAGUUUGUGCAACAAUGCAACUUCGGAGUUUAAGAAACCGAAUGCAAUGCGAGAUCCCCCAGAAUGCUUAAAGCUCAGGCUGUGAUUAGCGCGCGAAAAGGAAAUCGGUGUCAGUUGCUUCUUUCUCUCAAGUGUAGCAUAUAGAUAUAUAUCACGUCGAUUGUAGCUGUUUUUUUUUACUCUGAUUUAUGUUCUGUCAUACGACCAAGUAAUCUUGGCAGAUGUAGCUACUCAAUGGACCGGGGGUAUUCGAGCAGUUUAAAUAUCUGAAGAAAAAAAAUGAUGGGUUGGGUUGUAUGCUUAGUGCCUGCCUGGGAUUUCCUUUCGACUUUGAUUGAUCCCUUUCCCUUGGACAGUAGACAAGUAGUAGUGUGCGCCACCACACAAAAGUAUAUCUUAAUAUUGAUUCUAGUUGUACGAGUAUGCAAAAUAUGAAUGGACGGUAUAUUGUAACUUUAGUGAUAUAUAGAUCUUGAAUUAACCGGUAUUAAAUUGGUAAAACAUUGUUAAUGAACUAGUGC